Messenger RNA from Cornus florida, 2782 nucleotides. Its product is annotated as wall-associated receptor kinase-like 1. Bases 288 to 2621 code for a protein of 777 amino acids. The transcript is spliced from 3 exons. Gene Ontology annotation, molecular function: protein serine/threonine kinase activity; calcium ion binding; ATP binding. Lineage: Eukaryota; Viridiplantae; Streptophyta; Magnoliopsida; Cornales; Cornaceae. The record is from RefSeq and is a predicted model, not a curated record. Gene Ontology annotation, biological process: cell surface receptor signaling pathway; protein phosphorylation. Gene Ontology annotation, cellular component: plasma membrane.
AUCCAACACAAAUACAAAAUGAUGGUAGGCUCCAACUUUGGAAUAAUGGUUUAAUGACUCCACCAUUGAGUAAUAUUGAGUCAAUGACUAAUAGAUAGUAGUCUUCGUCUUAUUCCUUUUUCAUUCUUCCAAAAGCACACCCACAGAGAAUGAUUAUUUAAUUGGUGAUUGCCUCAAAUGAUCAAUCCAACCUACUUAAAUGACUCUGCCAUUGACUAAUUACUAACAGAUAGUAGUCUUGUUCUUCUUUCUUUCCCUCAAAUCUUCCAAAAACAGAGAGAGAGAGAAUGGUUAUUCAAUUGGUGCUGCAAAUCGAACUAUUGUUAUGGCUAACACAAGCAUCAUCAGCAUUAGCAGCAACACUAGCAAUGGCAAAACCUGGUUGUCAAGACAGAUGUGGAAAUGUCAUCAUUCCUUUCCCAUUUGGUAUUGGAGCCAAUUGUUCUGGUCAUUGGUCGUUUGAGAUAAGCUGCAACAAAUCUUUCAACACCUUCAAACCUUUCAUCACUAGCAUCCGCCUUGAGGUGCUUGAAAUCUCAUUGACAGAAGGCACUGUUCGUGUCAACAACCCGUUGAUCACUUCUAAUUGUAACAACAGGGUUAAUAAUCAAGCUGUGGACUUGAUUGGUACUCCUUUUUCUUUCUCAGACACCAACAACCGAUUCACGGCCAUUGGUUGUGACAACCUCGCCUUAAUCGACUGGGGAGGAAUGGUCAUAGGGUGCGUGUCCAACUGCAAUUUUACUUCAAGAGAUAAAAGCUGCUAUGGCAUCAACUGCUGCCAAACCACAAUCCCUCCAUCACUCAAGUAUAUCAAUGCAUCAUUUAGAAGCAUAGAUUCAAACAAUGAUAAAAAUGAGUGCAAAUAUGCCUUUAUGGUGGAGCAAGAUUGGUUCACUAACCUGACCGACCCCUAUGCCGUGCAGAAAAUGGAGGUGGUCCCUGCCGUGCUGACUUGGCGUACAUAUGGGAGUUGCCAAUCAUUCUCAUUAGGAUCAAUCACAUACGGAGCACUGAUUCCUACUAAUCCACAGAAUGGUAAAGUGAUUCCUCCAGAGAAUGGUAAAAAAGGUUGCAAAAACUAUAUAAAAUGCCGCGUUGGCGCAGUGGUGUCUAAUAGCUCAUCAUUAUGCGGUACUAAUGCUUCCUGCAGUUCAUAUUCCAAUCAAAGCUCAAGUUAUCUAUGCCAAUGUGACCGUGGCUAUGAAGGAAACCCAUAUCUGCGUGAUGGAUGCCAAGAUAUUGAUGAAUGUGCGAGAGGUACCAAUCGCUGUCAUAUGAACUGUUCGAAUACGCCAGGAAGUUACAAGUGCUAUUGUCCACCUGGGUACAUAUCCGUUGGAUUUAAAGGAUCUUAUUGCUACAAACUCAAGGACAUUGAAGGCAAGUUAGGCAACAGAAGAAAUGGGAUCAUUAUUAUAGGUACUAGCACAGGUCUCGGCAUACUAUUUUUACUUAUUGGUACAUGGUGGAUGAUUACACUAGUGAAAAGGAGGAGGAAAAUUAAGGUCAAGGAAAAAUUCUUUAAACGAAAUGGGGGUUUGUUACUAAAACAACAACUGUCCUCAGGUGAAGGUAAUGUUGAGAAAACCAAACUCUUUACUUCAAAGGAGUUGGAAAAAGCCACUGAUCAGUUCAACGAGAAUCGAAUACUAGGUCAAGGAGGCCAAGGUACUGUUUACAAAGGCAUGUUGACAGAUGGUAGAAUUGUAGCAGUUAAGAAGUCCAAAAUAGUGGAUGAAGGCCAACUUGAGCAAUUUAUUAAUGAAGUGGUCAUUUUAUCACAAAUUAUCCAUAGAAAUGUAGUCAAGCUACAUGGAUGUUGUUUGGAGACAGAAGUUCCUCUGCUUGUUUAUGAAUUUAUCCCUAAUGGAACCCUUUUUCAGUAUAUCCAUGACCAAAAUGAAGAGUUCCCUCUUUCCUGGGACAUGCGUGUUCGGAUUGCUGUAGAAGUUGCAGGAGCUCUUUCCUAUCUACACUCAGCAGCUACCAUACCCAUUUAUCAUCGAGACAUCAAGUCCACAAACAUAUUGUUGGAUGAUAAAUACAGAGCAAAAGUGUCCGACUUUGGAACUUCAAGAUCAAUUGCAGUUGAUCAAACUCAUUUGACCACAAAAGUACUGGGCACCUUUGGAUACUUGGAUCCUCAAUAUUUCCAAUCAAGUCAGUUUACAGAGAAAAGUGAUGUUUAUAGCUUUGGAGUAGUUCUUGUUGAGCUCAUAACAGGACAAAAACCGAUCUCGUCAACCAUAUCUGAAAAAUGUCGAAGUUUAGCAACAUAUUUCAUAUCGACAAUGGAGGAGAAUCGUCUGUUUGAUAUUCUUGAUGCUCGAGUUGUAAAAGAUGAUGGGAAAGAAGAGAUCAUGCAAGUCGCUAACCUUGCAAAAAGAUGCUUGAACUUGGAUGGAAAAAAUAGGCCUACAAUGAAAGAAGUUGCAAUGGAGUUGGAAAUGAUUACAAUGUCACAUGGAGCAUCUACUAUUCAACAAAACUAUGAAGAGGUUGAAUUUCCGGUAGCUGAACUCACUGGGCCUUGGGAUGCUGCUUCAACUUCAACAGGAUUUUAUCUUGAUAGUUGUGUAUCUUCAUCAUCAGAUGUCCAAUAUCUGUUGUCCAAGUAAACAUGAUGGUUAAGGUUCUCUUUUUCCAUAUAUUACAUGUUCUUGUUUGAAAAAUAGUGUAUAAUCACUCAAAGAUUAUCCUACUUCUGGUGUUUAAGAAAUCAUGAUCAGGGAGAAAAUUUUAUCGUCCUCAAUAAUAUUUUCCAUCUUAUGUAAGCUAA